Parnassius mnemosyne (clouded apollo) is the source of this 3242-nucleotide messenger RNA. The record is from the annotation of a GenBank genome assembly. Lineage: Eukaryota; Metazoa; Arthropoda; Insecta; Lepidoptera; Papilionidae.
AGUGUCCGCACGUCAUUUGUGGUGUGAAUACGCAUGUUGGUUGUUGCGACAUACAGUCCUCUGGUUAAUCGCACACGCACAAAGGUGGCUCUUAAAAAGUCAAAGUUAUCGCGAGAGGAAUUAUUAGAAAAAAAAGACAAGCAGGUAUCAGUGUAGAAAAAAUGAUUCUCUAAAGAGAGAAGAAAUUAAAGAAAAGGAGAGAUUAAAAUAUCAGAAAAAUAAAGAAAAAGGUUUGAGAAAAUUAGUGAAAGACAUGACACAACGUGAACACAGGGCUGCCUUAAAGACAUGGAAAGAACACUGCACUGUAUACCGAUCUAAACGAAAGAGAUUGAACAGCGUUACUAAUACAUUUAUGCGUGAAAAUACACCAUUAUCAGAUCCUGAAGUAGAUACUCCCGCUUCAAGACAGCUUACUCCAGUUCCAAAUCAGCUUUCUGUAGCUCUAAGUCCAGCAAUACCCAAUAUUAGUUCACUGCAAAGGAAAAGGCAAGCCAAAAGGAAAAGACAAAAAUAUAAUAAAGAAAGAAAUGAAAAGAUCGCGUGUUUACAGAAAGAACUUGAGAAAUACAAAAAAGAUUGGGAAGACUUGAAAAUAGGAAAAAAAGAAAUGUUAAGGACACACCUAAUACGAAGAUAUUAAAAAUGUUAGAUAAGCCUGAUACGAGAAAGGAAGUUGUCAAAAAAGCUAUAUUUUGCGAUGUGCUUAGUGAAAAGUUAUAACUAUUCAGCAUUAAAACGUACGAAAGAUAAACAAAUAUUUCAAAGAGUCGUAUCUGGUAGUCUAGUUCAAAAGUAUAGGCAUUGGAUACCUAAAGAAAAUGCGAAAUUUUAUAUAAAAAACAAAAAAAAAAAAAUCCCAAUGGCUUGGAUGUACCUGUAAGUCACCGGAUUAAAAUACCUAAUAGUUACAACGAGCAAUUCAGAAUUUCUUUGAAGAUGAUAAUAACAGUCGUAUGGCAGGUGGUAAAAAGGAAUUUAUUACUAGGAAGAAUGUGAAAAAACAAAAAAGAUACCUUCUUGAUACAGUUCUUAAUCUAUAUAAAAAAUUUGUGGCUGAGAAUUUGAAAAUAGGUUAUCAGACAUUCUGCCGACUGCGCCCGUUCUGGGUAGUCAAAGCAAACGCUCAAAAUCGCGACACAUGUUUAUGUAUAACGCACAGCAACUUAGACCUGAAACUUUGCGCUUUAUAUGAAUCCAAAAUUAUAUCCUACAACAAUUACCAGAAGCUGCUUGAAGACUUGUGUUGCAAUCGGUACAACGAAGACUAUUUUUAUCUAGAAUCUGUUCUACUUGCAGUAAUAAAAAUCCCAAAUAUAAAGAGAUUGACAACAGCAAAGUAAUUAAAUAUAAGAUGUGGAUUUCUGAGAGGCAAAAAAUCCAAGAUUUCAAGACUAAAAACUUUCGAAUAAUAACAAAAUAUCUGAAGAAAACAUUUGACAUACAUCCAAGACAGCUAAUAACACAUUUGCAGGAAGAUUUAAUAAAAUUUUUUGACCAUCAAAGAAAUAUUGUACACCAAUAUAACGAUUUAAAGUUAAAUCUACAAGACCGAGAUAUCCUGCUUCACAUGGAUUUUAGUGAAAACUAUUGCACGAAGUACGCGGAGGAAAUACAGGCUUUGCAUUUCGGUGGAUCUCGAGUUCAACUGAGUCUGCACACCGUCGUAGUUUACCAACGGGAUUCAAUCCGAUCUUUUUGCACAGUCUCCGAGAACAUAGCCCAUUCACGUGCUGCCAUUUGGGCACAUCUCCAACCAAUUUUCAAGACUUCCAAGUGGCAUCAAAUGGGUACAUUUCUUGAGCGAUGGCCCUGUUACGCAGUACCGUAAUAAAACAAUGUGUUUUAUCAUGGCUACUAAACUGGCUGAAGAAAUUCCAGAGGUUGAAAAUUUUAUGUCGAACUACACAAAGUGCACACGGUAAAGGCGCACCCGACGGCGUUGGGGCAACGUGCAAAAGAACAGCUGAUUUUGUUGUUAAUUCUGGGGGUGAUAUCAACAAUAUCGACCAGUUUGUCAAAUCAAUCCAAGAGCGAUGCCUUGGCAUCACAUGUAUCCCAAUUGACGGUAAUGACAUCCAGGCAAUGAUCGAUAAAGUUGAUAAGGAAGCAUCCGGUCAGAAGUCAUUCAAAGGCACCCUAAAUGUGCAUCAGCUCGCAGGUAUUUAUUCUAGCUUCAUCCUCGGCCUGCCAAAAAAAAUGUAAAACCCUAACAAUGAAAAGUCUCAGUUGCUUUUGCAACAGUGGAUCUUGUGAGCAUAAUAAGACAGGUAGUAUCAACUUUGACCUAAAAUCUAGAUUGACAGAAGAAGAAGUGUUUACAGAUUCUAUAUCGGAACAAAACUUAGAAUCAGUUGAAACAUCAACACCAAACAAGCUUCCUAAAACGUUCGAUGAUGAAAUAGCCGGAACCAGUGGUACUCAAAAUUCAUGUUACAAUACUGGAGACUACGUUCUUGUGAAAUUAUCAGCUAAAAAUGUGGAAUAUCGUUAUGCCGCUGUAGUUAAUGAAAUUGAUGAAGAUGAAAAUGACUUACAGGUAACUUUUCUAAAGAUUUGUGACAAGAAGAUGCAGACCUUUAAAAUAAAUGAUAGGGACAUUUCAGACGUGUCGUUUGAUCAAGUUAUCCAAAAGUUGGAUAAUCCUAACUUCAUUCUAAAAGGAAAGAGAAUAUUUUAUAAGUUCUCUACUCAAGUAGAUGUUUUCGAGCGCUAAUGUCAAUUUUUCUAAUGUUAAACUAAGCUUAUUUUGAUUAUGUAUUUGCCUCAUUAGUUUUAAGAAAAAGUCUUAAGACUUUAUUGCAGAUCUUAUUUCAAAUUACUUUCAUUAUAAUUGUUUAUACGAGUAUACUAUUAUUGUUGAGAGAAAAGACUAUUGUAUUAUAAUUUUAUUAAUGGUACUUUAGAAAAGACUGCGUACAGAAUUUAAUAAUUGAUGUUUGUAAUUCAUCGAAGUAGAUCUCAAAUACAAAAUGUUUCUAGAACCAUAGUUUUGACAUGAAAGUUUUGAUUUUGUUGGAGGAAUUUUGUUUGCUAUGAUUUUGCUUAAGUUUUUUCUUAAGAACCUUUUGAAAUAUAAUUGUUUUAUGUUGAUACGUAAAUGUGGUAUAAAAUAAUAAAUGAUUGAUACUAAUAAUAUGACUUACUUCUAUAUAAAACAGUCCUCUGUCUCAUCGAACAGUCUCAUAUCAUGUACAAAACAGUCCCCUGUGCCACCUAACAAUCCCCUGUCACGAUUUAUG